GUUUUCCAGGUGGUGAUCUCUGAAAUUGCUCAGUGAGCACCCCUAAUUAACCUGAUUUUUUGGUGAUAAUCACUCACAAUGGAAUCAAAUCAAAAAUCCGGGGAUGGAUUGGCCGGCACACAGAAAGAAGCUGCCCUCCGCACAUUAAUUCAGCGCACAGGAUAUAGUUUGAUUCAGGAAAAUGGCCAAAGGAAAUAUGGAGGGCCGCCACCAGGCUGGGACGGACCACCACCAGAAAGAGGCUGUGAGAUUUUCAUUGGGAAAUUACCUCGAGACCUUUUUGAAGAUGAACUUAUACCUCUAUGUGAAAAAAUUGGUAAAAUCUAUGAAAUGCGGAUGAUGAUGGACUUCAAUGGAAACAACAGGGGAUAUGCUUUUGUAACAUUCUCUAGCAAACAGGAGGCCAAGAAUGCAAUUAGGCAACUGAAUAAUUAUGAAAUUAGGAACGGUCGACUCCUUGGGGUUUGUGCCAGUGUAGACAACUGCCGUUUAUUUGUAGGAGGAAUCCCUAAAACCAAGAAGAGGGAAGAAAUUUUAACAGAGAUGAGGAAAGUUACGGAUGGUGUCAUUGAUGUCAUCGUGUAUCCCAGUGCAGCGGAUAAAGCAAAAAAUCGUGGAUUUGCUUUUGUGGAAUAUGGAAGUCAUAGAGCGGCAGCUAUGGCAAGAAGAAAAUUACUACCAGGAAGGAUACAAUUGUGGGGACAUCCUAUUGCUGUAGACUGGGCAGAGCCGGAGGUUGAGGUGGAUGAAGAUACAAUGUCAUCAGUCAAAAUCCUCUAUGUGCGAAAUCUUAUGUUAUCAACUACUGAAGAGACAAUUGAAAAGGAAUUCAACAACGUUAAACCAGGAUCAGUGGAACGAGUCAAGAAAAUCAGAGACUAUGCAUUUGUGCACUUUAACAAUCGGGAAGAUGCAGUUGAAGCCAUGAAAAGCUUAAAUGGGAAGAUGUUGGAAGGCUCUCCCAUUGAAGUCACAUUAGCCAAGCCCGUAGAUAAAGACAGUUACAUUAGAUAUACCAGAGGCACUGGAGGACGAGGAACUGUGCUGCCAGAAUACACCUAUACCUUUGGACACAUAUAUGACCCGGCUACAGCCUACCUGGGAGCCCCAGUAUUCUAUGCACCUCAAGCCUACGCUACUAUUCCCAACCUUCACUUUCCUGCUUCUAAAGGACAUCUCACCAACAGGGGCAUUAUCAGGCCUCCAUCCAUUAGAGAAAUUUACAUGAAUGUACCUGUAGGGGCUGCCGGAGUUAGAGGACUAGGAGGCCGUGGCUACUUGGCCAACCCUGGCGUGGGCCGUGGAUACCAGCUCAAAGGAGAAAAGAGAGGGGAAGACAAACUUUAUGAUCUUUUGCCCGGAAUGGAGCUUACGCCAAUGAAUCAUGUCAGUUUAAAACCACAAGGAAUCAAACUUGCUCCACAGAUAUUAGAAGAAGUAUGCCAGAAGAAUAACUGGGGACAGCCGGUGUACCAACUUCAUACUGCCAUUGGUCAAGACCAAAGACAGCUGUUCUUAUAUAAAAUCACCAUUCCUGCCCUUGCUAGUCAAAAUCCUACUAUGCAUCCUUUUACACCACCCAAGUUAAGUGCAUAUGUAGAUGAAGCCAAAACAUAUGCAGCGGAAUACACCCUUCAGACCUUGGGCAUUCCCACCGAGGGAGCAGAGACUCCUACUGCUACAGCUGCUUUUCCAGGAUACAUUGCUAAUGCCGCUGCCACUGUAGCCGCCACUCAGCUCAAGCAAGCAGUGACUCUGGGACAAGAUCUGGCCACAUACGCGGCCUAUGAAGCGUAUCCAGCAUUUGCAGUAGCUACUCGUAGCGACGCAUAUGGAGCCUUUUAGCCAUCCUGCUUUAUCUAAAGCAAUGUUUUCCAUUUAAUCAAGCUAUAACAGGGGCAGGAACUACUUCAGGCUAAUGAUUAGUUGGACGCAAUUAAUUAAUUAUUAGGCAAACUGUGGUGAAGCCGCCAUUACUUGCUUUUAGGUUAGCAGAUUAAUAAUAGUAAGCAUAGAUAAAUUUAAAACAGAGGGGAAACAAACAAACUUAACAGGAACCUAGAAGAUGUUUUCCCCCUUUAAAAGGGCGGGGGAUUGGGGGGAGUCUUCAUGGGUGCAUUGCUUGGUUUGUGUUUACAAAUAAUUAUCCGUAAUGGAAAUUUUCAAUAGUAUUUUUCACAGUGACAAGACUUGUGAACUUGUGAUGCUUUGAUAUUUCUUCAGUUUCCUAGCUGUAAAGCAUUUUACACAGUUAUGAAUUGUACAUGCCUGCUAGGACUGACAGGAUCGGGAGUCAUAGGAUCUGUGUCAUAGUGGCUGACACAGUCCCUGUAAUGCAGGAAUUGCACAAAUGCAGUUGCGCAGUGGAAGCCAUUGGAAAUAAUGGCCAUUCAUUAUGCAAUGGCAUUUACGCAAAUGAUGCAUUUUGUGAAAGAGUGCUCAUGCUCGACCGCAUGCACGGCCCAUUACAAGGCAAAUGGAGUGCUGCAUGGCAUGUAAGCCAGUGGCUGACAUACAGACGAGUUUUGCACUAGCACAACAAGAGGAUUUGUGCACACUGAAGACAUUUGCAGAGCUCCGUGAAGUUGCAGUGCUUUGCGCAACUGUGGGCCAUACAUAAGAUUGUGCUGCUCAUUGCGCAACACAGUGUGCAAUCUGUUGCGCAAUUCAUGUGCAAUGAGUCAACCUCUUCCACUCAUGCAAGAGCUAGUCUGGAACAGAUAUCCCUUUCUUUGCACAAUGCAAUUGUGCUACAUCUUUGCACUAUCCUCAACAGCAUUAUGCUAGUGGAACACUAGUCUGGGUGUAGGCCUUUGAUAGAGACAAUUGCGGGUUUCAUGUAUGUAAGUGACUGUUGCAGCCAUAUUCACUGGCCACAAUCAAGGAUAACAUUACAUGUGCCAUUCCAUUGAAAUAAAUGGGAUUCUGUACCCUUAAAUUAAUUCUAUAUUGAAUUCUGGCCAUUGUGCACUAGAACAUUACAUGAGAAUCAUUUUCAAAGAUGCAUGGGUAAACUAUGCCUUCACAAAGGUGCUGGCUUCUGUUUUAAAGUUUUGACAGUCUCAAGACUUUACAUUCAGAAUAAAAUAGCAUUUCUAGCAUGAUCAUGGCUGGGGGGGGGGAGAGCUUAGCUGACACCCAGCUGGUGCCAAAAAACCAAUGUUGCACACACGUAAGCAUGUUGCAUAGCAGCACAGCUGCUCAGAGUUGCGCAAUCCCUGGUACCCUUGUUCUACUUAUGCAAGUGUUUCAUUUGUACAACAAGGAAAGCAGGACAGGAUGUGGCCUACCUCUGCACAGCCUUAACCCAGGCUAGCAUGGAAUGACUUGAUUUUCUUUGCGUCAUUCCCUUUAACAUGAACUGAAGAAGAGGUUUCACAUUAGGAACUACACCACAGGUUGUGCACUCUGUUGUGCAGGCACUACACUGGUUUGAAAUGCAAGCUCCCAACUCAGAAGCACUAAGUGGUGCAACAGCCUUCUGUUAGCACAACAUGUUUGUACAAGUGCAACAUCAGUCUGGCUGUCAGUCCUUUAAUCUACAAAGACAGUGUUUCAAAGACAAAUCAAUGGGUUCCUAUGUUCAUUUUUCAGAUCUCUCUCUCUUUCGCCCUCUCCCUCAUUCUAGUGUUUCUCAGGGCAUAAUUAUUUGAAUUGUUAAGUCCAAAUAUUCAAGGAAGACUUUCAUCCUGCUCCUAUGCAUCUUUACUUAGAAGUAAGUCCCACUUCAAUGAAGACCUUAGAAGUAAGUCCCACUUCCAAGAAGAUAGCUGGAAGACUGCAUUUGUAGAUCAUUGUCAUAAGUGAUUUUAAUUUGGAUGGGUGUUUUUUUAAAAACCCUCCACAUAUGUAAGUCAAAUAAAAAUACAUAAACUUAUGGCUAAUAUAUAAAUAGUUCCUGUCCGCUUUCUCUCUUUCAUGAGUUUCAUUUGCAAAUGAUGCUUUCCAUACUAAAAGGGGAUCUUUGGAUCUCCACAAAUGCCCUUAGCUGGUUUGAUGUGCAUACAAGGACUUCACAAAGCAUAAAGUGUUUGUUUCAAAUCUGUUACUAAACAGCUCAAAGCAUAUUUGGCAACAAAUCAAAGCAUAUUUGGCAACAGUGAAAAACAAAGCUGGAUUUUGAUAUUCCCAAUAACAGUUAUAUUGAAUGUACAAGUCACUCUCAAAGUACAUGCAUAAAAUCCAUGAGCAUCAAACAUGAACAUCUUUCUAAUCUUUGCUUCUAGCUAAAACCAGUUCUUCAAGGGUACCAUGUCAUCAACAUUAUAGUAAUUCUUUGCUGCUAUAAAUCGUUGAGAGAACAGAAAUAAGAGCUUGUGGUAGGGAAAUCCUUAGCAGUUCUGCCAUGUUAACAUGAUUUUCUAAUUAAAGCAAAGACAGUACUGUUUAUUGAUUUUCUGGAAUAGAUUCAGUGUACCAUUAGUUUAAGAUCCAAUAUGUUCUUGGCUAUUAUCUGCAUGCUGUUCUUGGAAGUCUUGUUGAUUGAUUAGAAUUCCCCAUCUUUAAAAUAAAUUUUAAAAAACCCUACAUUUGUAGAACAGGAAAGGGCACAAACUGUUUCUGUUUUCAGUACAUUAUGAAGAAUUUCAGCUUGUAAGUAAUCCAUUAAUGGUCUCCAGUGCCAAAAGAUACCAGCUACUGAGGUGACCUACAGUGCCAGAUUGUUCAGUGGUCGGGAAAAUGUUCUAGCCCAGGAUGGGAAAAUGUUCUAGCCAACUAGAAGUGGCUGUCCUGGGUUGCAGGCAGGCAUCUAUCAGACAGAAGUCUUUGUGAUCUGAGAUCUGUUUUUAAUUGGAGGUGCCAGAGAUUGAACCGGGGACUGCAUACAAAGCAUGAGUUUACCUACUGACCUAUGAUCUCCCUCCCUACUUUUAAGGUCCAAUGAUCAUGUGGGGGCCAUGUCUUUUUCCCCACAACAUCGGCCUUCUGUAUGCCAUGGGUAACCACAUAGAUUGAGAAUUUUUCUCCUUACUAGAGCAGAAUCUGGAGUAGGGGGUUAAGUGUUUGCAUUGGCAUGGAUAAUCUCCCACAGUGAGAUGCUAACAUAAAGUCAUCACAUUGAUAAAGUAGCCCCAAGGACUAAUGUAAAGCAGUCUGUGUAUAUUGAACUCAAAUCAUUUUUGUCAUUUAAUUAUACCAUUGAAAGUAGCCCAGGUUUAUUCACACAUCUAAUGUUAAAUGGGGGAAAUACUGUUCUCUGGUAGAAAUUGUUGCUUAGUUUUAUUUGUUAACUAUACUUUCUCCUCUCCUGCAACUAUUUAUAGAUUGUAUGUAAGAUAAAGUGGGUGCCGAAGACACAGCAACAGUAUUAACAAGUGUGUGCAUAAAAGCACUUAUAUUUUUCGUAUUUUUAGUACAAUCUUUGUAAAGAAUUCCUGCACUAUGAAAUCAUUUAAAUAGUUACAUUUGGAACAACUGUUUGUUUUGAAAACAUAGUUAAACUGGCAUCUCUUGAAUUACAAACUGUCAAUUAGCAAUAAUCAGGUCAGAUUAAAUUCUGUGAAACUGUCUUGUAAAUCAAAUAGUGAUUAAGAAAUUAUUAAACUUGCUAAAAUAAUACAGAA
Molecule: messenger RNA, 5564 nt
Organism: Hemicordylus capensis (graceful crag lizard)
Lineage: Eukaryota; Metazoa; Chordata; Lepidosauria; Squamata; Cordylidae
Gene: A1CF
Product: APOBEC1 complementation factor
Exons: 12
Coding region: 79-1845 (588 amino acids)
Cellular component (GO): nucleus
Molecular function (GO): mRNA binding
Source: RefSeq, a predicted model, not a curated record